UCUAGCAUCCUAUCCUUGUGAUUAAACUGUCGAUCGGUUAUCUUGUUCUCUAGCUCUGAUCCAUUAGCGGCUUAGCGCUGAACCAUCUGUCGUAGAUCAGUCGAUAUAGUGCGGUGCAUCCCUGUAGAUUGCACUUGGAUGCUGCUGUUUAUGCAGAUCUUCGUGAAGAGCCUCACCGGCAAGACUAUCACCCUUGAGGUGGAGUCCUCUGACACCAUCGACAAUGGUAAGGCAAAGAUCCAGGACAAGGAGGGCAUCCCGCCGGAUCAGCAGCGCCUGAUCUUCGCCGGCAAGCAGCUCGAGGACGGCCGCACGCUCGCCGAUUACAACAUUCAGAAGGAGUCCACUCUGCACCUGGUGCUCCGCCUCCGUGGUGGCCAGCGAGUCGUUUGGACGUCGUGUCAUCGUGUGUUACUGCUGUCAGUGUUUUAGUCCAAUUUUUUUGUCCUAUAUUUUGUGUAUGAACAUCUGCUGCUGUAAUAGCAGCGUGGUCUCUAUUUUGUUUGAAGUGGCAGUGUAGA
This is a messenger RNA of Triticum aestivum (bread wheat), 521 nucleotides long. Its product is annotated as ubiquitin-like. Gene Ontology annotation, molecular function: protein binding. The record is from RefSeq and is a predicted model, not a curated record. The transcript is spliced from 2 exons. NCBI's taxonomy places the organism in Eukaryota, Viridiplantae, Streptophyta, Magnoliopsida, Poales, Poaceae. The coding region runs from base 139 to 432 and encodes 97 amino acids.